Adineta ricciae is the source of this 465-nucleotide messenger RNA. Lineage: Eukaryota; Metazoa; Rotifera; Eurotatoria; Adinetida; Adinetidae. The record is from the annotation of a GenBank genome assembly.
AUGGAUGAUCGACUGAUUCGAACGAAUAACCAGUUAGCAAUAAACGGCUUGUUGAUAGUAACACUUGGUUUAAAAACACAUUUACAAAGCGGCUAUUGGCAUGUGGUACUGAAUAUGGAUCUUACUGUAGCUGUGACGCAGAAUUUCUGUUCGUCUGUAAAUUUUCCAACUGUAUGGACACGUGUCGUUCGCAGUCGUCCGAAAAUGUCAAAGAAGUUUUUGGAACGUUUGAAACGUCGUCGACCAGAUUUAGCACGGCUAACAGAGAAAAUCGACGUUAAUGGCGAUACGGGUCCACGAUCAGACACAUCAUCAUCGAGUAGUUCAUCUUCAUCAGCUGAUUCAUCGCCUGAUUCAACAGAUGAGAGCGAUACAGAAUCGAAACCAACAGGAAACCAUCAACGGUCUUUCGAAAAGGGCGAUGAAUCUGUUGUGAAAAAAAUACGUGUUUCUGAACAGCAAUGA